GCCGCUUUUUGCAAAACUUUGAAUUGUACGGCUCAGGUGGAGGCACACAGCGCGCAGAUCGCGUGUGUUUCGGGCCUCUCGCUGCCACCAUCGUUCACCGGCUGCGUUUUAGGCAGCGCGCGCGGUCCCUUUGGCUAGAAGCCGGGCAUUUGCCCCGCAGCGCAUAACCAUGGCCGCCGCAUUGGGUGAGGCCAACGCGCCGCCGGCCGCAGCACCGGAGGAAGAAGAAACGCCGCGCUUCAGCGUCGGCGAGCUCGUCGAGGUCAAGCCGCGCACGUUCCCGGGCAUGAACAAGCCCGGCGGCACGGCCACGAUCCGCAAGGUCCACGACGAAAGGGAGAAGGACGGGGGGCCCAUGAAGGACGGCUCCGUGAAGCGCACGACGGGCUUUACGUACGCCGUCAAGUACGUGCUGAACGGCUCCGAGAAAAGGGUGGAUGCGCAGUGGAUCUCGGCCAAGGUCGAGGUGAGCCGGGAAGAGGCCCAGGACGCGCGGCGCGAGGAGGCCGCGAAGCGCAAGGCCGAGCGCGAGGCCGAGGAGGCGCGCAAGCUGCAAGAGGAGGCCGAGCGCCAGGCCCGCAAGCGCGCCGCGCGCGAGAAGGUGAAGCAGCUCCGCGCCGCCAAGGCCGCGCGGAGCCAGCCGCCGCCGGCCAAGAAGCCGCGCGUCGCCGCGCCCGCGUCCGUCGCGGAGGCCGCGCCCGCGCCGCCGCCGCCGCCGCCCGUCGCCGAGGAGCCCGCCGACGUCAAAUGGAUGCGCGGCGUGCUCGCGGCCGCGCCGCGCGAGUCGCCGGACGAGGUCGACCUCGAGGCGCUCUUCGCCGCGGCGCUCGCGGUCCCGCCGCCGCCCGGGGCGUCGAACGACGAGGCCGCGGUCCGGGACCUCCUCGGCAAGCUCGAGGCCGACAACUGCGUCAUGGUCUGCGAGGGGACCGUGUUCCUCGUCUGA
Pelagomonas calceolata is the source of this 946-nucleotide messenger RNA. The record is from the annotation of a GenBank genome assembly. Lineage: Eukaryota; Pelagophyceae; Pelagomonadales; Pelagomonadaceae.